UGGCAACCUCCACUUACCUGAGCUACGGUAUGAUGCAGCACCUAAGCUCCCUGCUCUCUUUCAUACUGUACAGGUGCCUAGCUGACGAAUAACAUUCAGCUACAGGCGCGUCUCUUCCUCAACAAAUUCAAAAAGAUUGGGUUACAAUAUGAGAUAACGCGAGAUGGACACACUUCACGCCAGAGCUGACUGGGAGAGUGUCGGGGACAGAUGGUUCCGCAAGACACAGCAGUAUACAGCUGUGUUUGACCAAGAUCUCGACUUGGAUAAUUAUAUCGUUGCGGGAGCUCCAUAUGCAGGAGCACUAGCACUAUGGCGCGACGACACAAAGCUUCUGGCAUAUCAACCAGGAAGAUCAGCAAAACCAGCAAUUGACAUCUACAGUCUUGCCGGUAAGAAACUCCGAAGUAUCCCCUGGGAUAAUGGUACCAUUAAAGGCCUUGGGUGGUCUGAAGACGAGACUCUACUCGUUGUUACCACUGACGGUACGGUCCGCUGUUAUGAUCUGCAAGGAGAUUUUACACAAUUCUCCCUUGGCCAUGGUGCCGAUAACUACAGCGUCGAGUCAUGUCGUUUCUACGACCAUGGCAUGGUAGCACUACUUGGAAACAACUCACUCGUCACAGUCUCAUCAUAUACUGAACCCCGACCCAAAGCUCUUGCUAAGAUACCGGAAAGCGAGAUCCACGCUUGGUCAAUUAUUUCACCAAACCACACAUUAUCUAGGUCUGUCGAGGUACUAUUAAGCGUCGAUAAGACUGUAUACGUCGUCGAUGCUACUGAUUGCGAAGACCGUUUCCUCGAUAUUGGGCCUUUCAGCCAUAUUAGUGUAUCUCCGGAUGGUCGCUACGUCAAUCUUUAUGCUGUGAAUGGGAAAGCUCAUGUCAUAUCAAGUGACUUCCAAGAACGGCUAUUCGAACACGAUUCUGACUCUCAAACACCUCCUCUAUAUGUUGAAUGGUGCGGGUCCGAUGCCCUCAUUGCCUGGGAGGAUGAGGUGCAUAUUAUCGGACCUGGCGACUCUUCAUCUUCAUAUAUAUACGAUAGCACACGCGUACAUGUCAUUUCUGAACACGAUGGUGCCCGACUAAUUACAAAUGACUUUUGCGAGUUCCUUGAAAGAGUGCCUAGAGACACUCUCGAAGUCUUUGGCCAGUCUUCAGAUUCAUCACCUGCUUCGAUUCUUCUCGACGCUGUAGGCCAACUGGAGCUUGAGUCUCCAAAAGCAGAUGAUUACAUCCAACUAAUACGACCUAAUCUUACCGGGGCUGUGGACACUUGUGUCAAUGCAGCUGGGCGCGAAUUUGAUACCCACUGGCAGAAACGUUUACUCAAAGCAGCUUCAUUUGGCAAAUCUGUACUCGAUAUAUAUAACAGUGACGACUUUGUUGACAUGUGCGAGACUCUACGCGUGCUCAACGCUGUGCGAUAUUAUGAAGUUGGCAUGCCACUGUCUUUUGAACAGUAUCACCGCUUGACACCAGAGAGCCUCAUUCGACGAUUGCUCAACCGACACGAGUAUCUUCUUGCCUUGAAGAUUGCAGGCUAUCUGAAGUUACCAACAGAUCGAAUCUAUGUACACUGGGCGUCUAGCAAGGUCCGUGUAGGUGGCGAGGAUGACGAUACCAUCUGCCGGUUGAUCGUGGAGAGACUAUCUGGCAAGCCUGGAAUUUCCUUCGAGGAGAUCGCUCGUGCAGCAUAUCAAGAAGGAAGGGGCCGACUUGCUACUGAACUUCUCAACCAUGAGCCUCGUGGGGGUAGACAGGUUCCUCUUCUCUUGAGUAUGGAGGAGGACGAGCUUGCUCUCGACAAAGCUGUUGAGAGCGGUGACACAGACUUAAUACUGUCAGUUUUGUUGCAGCUCAAGAAGAAGUUGCCCCUCGCCGCUUUCUUCAGGGUCAUCAAUGCACGACCGACAGCAACAGCACUGGUGGAAGCUUUGGCCAUGGAAGAGGGUGACAAUACGCUGCUAAAGGACCUGUAUUAUCAAGAUGACCGACGAGAAGAUGGUGCCAACGUUUUUAUCCGCGAAUCAUUGAAACAACCUGAUGCUCGAACAGCGUCUGACAAAUUGGCACUGGCAGCAAAGCUAUUAGCUGAUUCAAAGGAGUCUACGUUCGAGGUUCAUGCGUUGAAGGAGGCUACGACACUUCUGCGCAUGCAGGAAGCUUUCGACCGGGAUUUGACUGACACUUUUACUGGCCUGAGCGUCAAUGAAACCAUGUUUAAGCUUAUUCGACUGGGCUACCACGGACGGGCUAAGAAGAUCCAGAGCGAGUUCAAAGUCCCCGAGAAAGUGGCGUGGUGGAUUCGAUUACGAGCACUAGUUGCGAAGCGAGACUGGAACGAGAUCGAGGAGAUCUCCAAGACAAGGAGAAGCCCCAUUGGUUGGGAGCCCUUCUUCAACCUCACGCUUCAAGCAGGUAACCCACGGUUAGCAUCUGUAUUUGUACCCAAAUGCACAUCAGUAGAAGCUGGAGAGACGAUCACCAUGUAUGAGAAAUGUGGGAUGCGGGUGAAGGCCGCGCAAGAAGCCGUGAGACUCAAGGACAGUGAGUCUUGGGAGAGGCUCUUGGAGGCUGCAGGAAAGGGGUCACAAGAGGGAAGAGAGAUCGAGCGUCUGGGCCAAUCCGUAUUCAAGAAGUAGAGCCAGCUCUGCUGUAAUUUCUUAGAGGCACAUAUAACUCGUUUCACCGUACUUUCAUAGCAAGAAUAUCCACAGGCAUGAAGCAGCCACGAUGAUCGAUUAUGACUCUCGUCAAGUUACACUAUGAUACGAUCAGAACCGCGUUCAACGCCAUGCAGCUAUGAACCAAGCCAUCUACUGCAGUGGCUGC
This is a messenger RNA of Fusarium odoratissimum NRRL 54006, 2837 nucleotides long. RefSeq lists its product as uncharacterized. Lineage: Eukaryota; Fungi; Ascomycota; Sordariomycetes; Hypocreales; Nectriaceae. The coding region runs from base 164 to 2647 and encodes 827 amino acids. Gene Ontology annotation, cellular component: endosome; HOPS complex; cytoplasm. The transcript has 6 exons. Gene Ontology annotation, molecular function: actin binding. Gene Ontology annotation, biological process: vacuole fusion, non-autophagic; intracellular protein transport; endosomal transport. The record is from RefSeq and is a predicted model, not a curated record.